AAAAAUAAUAUUAUACGGCAGGAUCACUGAUCUGUACAAGGAGCCCCGCUGCAGAGGAGAGAGCAUCUAGGAGAGAUGUCGCACAACAACGCCAACGAUCCACGUCAGCCGUCGGCGGCGAGGCCGUUCAAGGCACCGGUGGUGUCGCCGCAGGAUCUGCCAGUCGACUACUCCGGCUUCAUCGCCGUCGUCUUCGGUGUCGCAGGCGUCAUGUUCCGGUACAAGCUUUGCUCGUGGCUUGCGAUUAUAUUCUCUGUCCAGUCCCUCGCGAACAUGAGGAACAUGGAGAAUGAUCUCAAGCAGAUCUCCAUGGGUAUGAUGUUUGCUAUCAUGGGAUUGGUAACGACCUACUUCGGCCCGCCCCGACCAGCGUCACGAAAAUGAGAUUCUUAGAGUUGCAGAUGUGGCAUCUACAGCUGCAUGAGGGUUCCAUUUAAAUUUGUUAUCUUGUUUGUAACUUAUUCGGGAACUUGUUCCGUUGAAAAUUUUUUAACGGAUCAUAGAUACGUUUGAUUUCUUAAACAAAAUCGCCAGUUUGGUAGGUCGGAGUUCGAACUAAAGGAAUUUUAGCGGUAUCGUAGCUCUUAUGUUAUUUGAUAUCAUUCCAUUUUCAUUGUCA
Molecule: messenger RNA, 619 nt
Organism: Punica granatum (pomegranate)
Lineage: Eukaryota; Viridiplantae; Streptophyta; Magnoliopsida; Myrtales; Lythraceae
Source: RefSeq, a predicted model, not a curated record